UAAUCGUGAUUAUCAUGUCAUGUUAUAUAAAUAUAUUCAUGUAAAAUUAUCUUAGUUGCACAUUUCUUUUUUAAUUUCGCCACACGCGUUAUCUUGAAGGAUUAAAAUACAAGACUGUUAUCAACCUAUCGUCGUGGCAUUCAGACGAGUGAGGGAGAUUAAUUUUAUAUUAGCAUCAUUGAGUAUAGUAGUUGAAAUAAUUAAUAUCAUUCAUAAUAUAUUCUAGCUUUAUUGUGUUAUUGCCUUGAGUUUUUUUCAAUGUCACGCAAUUCUUUGUGUUUCUUAAUAAACCAACCACAUAGAUUAGCAAUAAGUGGAAUUAAAUAAAUAAAUUUAUUUUUAUAUUGUGGUUAAAUAUUCAUCAUUUAUUUUACUGUGAUAAAUUGAAUCGUCCAAAUUUUAUUAAUAGUGUGUUAAAUGAAUUUUGAUAUAAAUAGUUAUUGUGAGUUUUUAUGGUUUAGUUACUAAAUAUAUUUACAUCAUUGGAAUGCCUGGUACAUCAACGUAUCCAAUGUACGUUGGACUUGAAAGACCAGCUCCAAGACGAAGAGCUAGUACAUGGAGUACUAGAAGAAACUUAGAAUAUGUAGUACCUCAAAGGCCUAGUCGAAUAUCACUGGCUGAAUUGAUGAAUGAUGAAUCAAUCAGCAGGCUGAGAUUAAAAGUCAUAGCAGGGCAUCAACUUGCUAAAAAAGAUAUCUUUGGUGCCAGUGAUCCUUACGUCAGGAUAGAUUUAUAUUCUAUCAAUGGUCAUGAGACUGUCGACUCUGUACUUACAAAAACUAAGAAAAAAACUUUGAAUCCUGUUUGGGAUGAAGAGUUUUUGUUCAGAGUGAAACCAGCUGAGCAUAAACUAGUUCUUCAAGUUUUUGAUGAAAACAGAUUAACAAGAGAUGAUUUUUUGGGGAUGGUUGAACUGAAUUUGUUAAAUUUACCUAAAGAACAACAUGGCAGAACCAUUCCAACUAAACAAUAUAUUCUUCGUCCACGCAGCCAUUCCAGUCAAAGGCCAAAAAUCAAGGGUACUUUAGAAUUAUACCAUGCCUACGUCAUAGAUGAUUCAUCAGCAACUGCAGAAAAUGGAGAUGGUGAUACUGCCUCUGACUCCGGAUGGGAAUUAUUGGAUCAACUAAGUCUAAAUUCAAUGGAUAGUCCUCAAUCAAUGCCUGAAACUUCAUCGACUGGACCGUUACCACCAGGUUGGGAAGAACGACAAGAUGCUAAUGGUAGAACAUACUAUGUAAAUCAUAUAGCUAGAUUUACUCAAUGGAAAAGACCAUCUGUACAAAAUACUGCACCUACUUGUGGCAUCUCUAAUGAGCAACGAAGUUUAGACACAGCAGCAACUGAAUUUCAACGGCGGUUUCACAUAAGUGUAGAUGACACAGAAAGUAGACAACAUCGCAAUUCAGCUAUUAGUCAGGAUCGAGAAUUAAUUCGAGAAGAAGAUGAUGUCAGUAAUGGAGAUAGUGAAGAUUCGAAUGAGUCGGAACGUAUGAGAGAUCGUGGGGAAACAGGUGAUGGGGAUAUAUCUCCAACGAAUUCUGGACAGUCUGUCGACAAUGAGGGCUAUUUGGGAGAAUGUGAUGAACAGACCGAUGAUAAUACCGACAGUCCAGCAGGUUCUAGACGAUCAUCUGAACAGCCAUCUCUUCCAAUUCCCAAUGGUGAUGGAUUACCCACAGGAUGGAGCAUGCAAUUAGCACCUAAUGGACGAAUGUUCUUUAUCGAUCAUAAUGAACGAGCUACAACAUGGGUUGACCCAAGAACAGGAAGACCAAGCCCAAUGCCUAAUCACAAUGUGCCUUCGGCUACUUCUCGAAGUGAUUUAGAUCAACUUGGACCACUUCCAGAAGGAUGGGAAGAACGAGUACACACGGAUGGCCGUAUCUUCUUCAUUGAUCAUAAUACAAGAACAACACAGUGGGAAGAUCCUCGAAUGUCCAAUCCUCAAAUAGCUGGACCGGCUGUACCUUACUCUAGAGAUUAUAAACUCAAAUAUGAAUAUUUGAAGUCACAAUUAAGAAAACCCAGCAAUGUACCAAAUAAAUUCGAGAUAAAGGUAGCUCGAAAUAAUAUUCUGGAAGACUCAUAUCGUAUCAUCAGCUCUGUGAAUCGAGUGGAAAUACUAAAGACCAAACUGUGGGUUGAAUUUGAGGGCGAAGUAGGGCUGGAUUAUGGUGGAUUAGCCCGUGAAUGGUUUUUCCUUUUAUCAAAGGAAAUGUUUAAUCCAUACUAUGGCUUAUUUGAAUAUUCUGCUAUGGAUAAUUAUACGCUUCAAAUAAACCCUUUUUCUGGUGUAUGUAAUGAAGAACAUUUAAAUUAUUUCAAAUUCAUUGGACGUAUUGCUGGUAUGGCAGUUUAUCACGGAAAACUUUUGGAUGCAUUCUUUAUAAGGCCAUUUUAUAAAAUGAUGUUAUCAAAAACAAUUGACCUUAAAGACAUGGAAAGUGUAGAUUCGGAGUAUUAUAAUUCAUUAUUGUGGAUAAAAGAAAACGAUCCAACGGAAUUAGAACUGACAUUCUGUGUAGAUGAAGAAAGUUUUGGACAUACUUCUCAACGAGAAUUAAAGCCUAAUGGCGCCAACGUACCUGUGACAAAUGAGAAUAAAGAUGAGUAUAUAAGUUUGGUAAUACAAUGGAGAUUUGUAUCAAGAGUCCAAGAACAAAUGAAUGCUUUCUUGGAUGGUUUUAAUGCCUUAGUUCCUCUAGCAUUAGUCAAAAUAUUUGAUGAAAAUGAAUUGGAACUUCUCAUGUGUGGUAUUCAACACAUUGAUGUUAAAGAUUGGAAGAAAAAUACAUUGUAUAAAGGGGAUUACCAUGCGAAUCACAUCACGGUACAAUGGUUUUGGCGUGUUGUUUUAUCAUUCAAUAAUGAAAUGAGAGCCAGAUUAUUACAAUUUGUAACUGGUACAUCGCGUGUGCCCAUGAAUGGAUUUAAAGAGUUGUAUGGUAGUAAUGGACCGCAAUUAUUUACCAUUGAAAAAUGGGGAACACCUGAGAACUAUCCACGUGCUCACACAUGCUUUAAUCGGAUUGAUUUACCACCAUAUGAAAGUUACCAACAAUUGAGGGAUAAAUUGAUAAAAGCUAUUGAAGGAUCCCAAGGAUUUGCUGGAGUGGACUAGCGCGAGAUACCAUUUUUGAUGAUUAUUCCUGUAAUAUAAUGUAUAUUCAUGCAUAUAGAUAUUAUUAACAUAUACAUUAAUGUAAAAUCAGUAGGUUGAU
This is a messenger RNA of Chelonus insularis, 3227 nucleotides long. It is a transcript of the gene Nedd4, whose product is annotated as E3 ubiquitin-protein ligase Nedd4. The record is from RefSeq and is a predicted model, not a curated record. The transcript has 15 exons. Gene Ontology annotation, cellular component: cytoplasm. Gene Ontology annotation, molecular function: sodium channel inhibitor activity; ubiquitin protein ligase activity; protein binding. NCBI's taxonomy places the organism in Eukaryota, Metazoa, Arthropoda, Insecta, Hymenoptera, Braconidae. Gene Ontology annotation, biological process: regulation of dendrite morphogenesis; protein polyubiquitination; ubiquitin-dependent protein catabolic process. Bases 488 to 3127 code for a protein of 879 amino acids.